This is a messenger RNA of Tachyglossus aculeatus (Australian echidna), 2349 nucleotides long. RefSeq names its product SHH signaling and ciliogenesis regulator SDCCAG8 (gene SDCCAG8). The transcript has 18 exons. The record is from RefSeq and is a predicted model, not a curated record. Lineage: Eukaryota; Metazoa; Chordata; Mammalia; Monotremata; Tachyglossidae. Gene Ontology annotation, cellular component: centriole; centrosome. The coding region runs from base 1 to 2274 and encodes 757 amino acids. Gene Ontology annotation, biological process: neuron migration; establishment of cell polarity; tube formation.
AUGGCGGCUUCUUGGGGCCACCGGGCCUUGGAGGAGGCUCUGGGCAGCUACCAGCGGGGCCUCAGGGACCGCGCUAACAGAAGCAUUCAUCAGCUGAAAUCAGCCUUGCAAGAAAGCCACCUCUCCGCAGAAGAAGAUGAAUUUCCACACGAUCGGUCCCGCGGCGAGCCGGGAAAUGGCGACAGCGGAGCUUGGCAAGUUCUGCAGCCCAGCCCGGCAGUCGAUCAACUCAGGGCGCUGCUGCAGCGACAGAUGAGCGAGGAAAGCGAAGCGUCUCCCCCGAAGAGGAGAAUGUCACCUCCGAGAACGGCAAAGCCCUCAGAGAGCAGUCUUCCUGCCGUACAAGACCUCGUGCCUAUCAUCAACGAUCAAUCCCAGUACAUUCAUCACUUAGAAGAGGAAGUCAGGUUCUGCAAGGAGGAGUUGUCCGGAAUGAAAUACCGAAUACAAGUGGUUGUGCUUGAGAAUGAGAAACUCCAGGAGGAGCUAAAAUCCCGAACCGCAGAGCGGACUCUGAGAGAGCAAACGCUUCUGGAUGCCUCAGGAAACAUCGAGAACUCCUGUGCCAUAGCAGAUGACGAAUCCAGAGUACCUGUCCAUCCGACUGUCAAAUCACCACCAUCCCAUAGGAACAGAAACCAGGCCCCAGAAGCCACUUCUGAGCUGGAAAAAUGGCAGCUAGAGAUGGAGAAGUUAAAACUUCUAUAUCAAGAAAGGAAUGAAACUUUGGAAGCACAAGUCAGGUCUCUAAGGCAAGACCUGUCGGAAUCCCAGAAGAAUUGCGAAGACCUCGGAGGGAGACUAAGACACCAAGAGUCGCUUCCUGCAGCCAAAAGUUCCAACGGCAUUGGCGGUCUUUGUUUAAAAUGCGCCCAGCACGAAGCUGUGCUUUCCCAAUCCCACGGCAACGUUCAUAUGCAGACCAUAGAAAGACUAACCAAAGAACGGGAUGAUUUAACGACUGCGCUAGUGUCAGUACGGAAGAGCUUGACCGAAAUGCAGCAACGAGAAUCCAGCGCAUAUGAACAAGUGAAACAAGCCGUUCAAAUGACAGAAGAGGCCAAUUUUGAAAAAAUGCAGGCUCUCGUCCACUGUAAACAACUGAAGAAUGAAGUAGAGAAACAGAAGGAACGGCUUGAAAGAGAACUAGUCGCCCAGCAUGAUAGGAGGGCGAAUGAGAAGGAGUCCAUGAGACAAGAAAUGAAAAAAGAAAGGGAAGACUCGGGAGCCAUGAUGAUGGCCUUGUAUCAAAAUGUGGCCCAACUUGAGGCUCAGGUGGAGAGGCUUACAAGGGAGAAGAAAGCCGUAACGAGUCAACUGGAAGAAGCCCAAAACCAACUUGUUUCGCACGAUAGGGAUAUUACUAAGGUGUGUGGAGAAAUGCGCUACCAGCUGAAUCACGCCCAGAUGAAGAGGGACGAGGCCGAAAAGGAGCACAGAGAGUACAGAGCCAAGACCCUAAGGGAGCUUGAAAUGAAAGACCAGGAAAUAGAGAAACUGGGUUUGGAGCUGAGUGAAAGCAAGCAGCGCUUGGAACAAGCAAAGCAGGAUGGAGCAAGAGCCAGAGAGGAGGGCUUAGAACUGACAGAACUGCUGGGAAAAUCUGAACACCAACUGCACCUCACCAGGCUGGAAAAAGAUAGCAUUCAGCAGAGCUGUAGCAACACCACAAAGGCCCAAGCCCUGCGGGCCCAGCAGAGAGAGCAGGAGCUGACACAGAAGAUGCAGCAAAUGGAGACCCAGCGUGACAAAACCGAAAAUGAACUGUAUUCACUGCUGACCUCCCAGAAUGCAUUUUUGGCCAAGUUAAAAGAGGAAUGUUGUACCCUGGCAAAGAAACUAGAGAAAAUGACAGAAAAAAGCAGAUCUGGAAUCCUUCAGCUUAAUCAGGAAAACGAGUACAUGCAUGACAAAGUGGAAAAGCUGCAGAAAAGAAACGAAGACUUAGAGGAACAGUGUAUCCAACAUGGAAAAAUGCACGAGCGAAUGAAGCUGAGGCUGAACCAGCUGGACAAGCACUGCCAGGCCACGGCCCAGCAACUGGUGCAGCUCCUGAACAAGCAGAAUCAGCUCUUCAGGGAGAGGCAGGACCUGGCCGAGGAGGUGCAGUCGCUACGGUCUCAGAAACUCAUUUCAGUGCAAUGUUUUUAUCGGAGAUUCAAAUGGGAUCGGAUCCAUUCACGCGGUUCGUUAAAGGGCUACCCUCCUGCUGUCGAACGGAAAAGAAAUAAUCGGCCGAAAGGAGCAGUCAUUAAUCGCACAGUCCGAUUUUAAAGCCGGGAUUUGUAAUGUAUUUUUAUAAUUUGAUGACUUUUUUUUUUUUUACCAUUUGUGAAUUUAAAUAAAGUG